Etheostoma cragini (Arkansas darter) is the source of this 448-nucleotide messenger RNA. RefSeq names its product serine/threonine-protein kinase Chk2-like. Lineage: Eukaryota; Metazoa; Chordata; Actinopteri; Perciformes; Percidae. Gene Ontology annotation, molecular function: ATP binding; protein serine/threonine kinase activity. Gene Ontology annotation, cellular component: cytoplasm; nucleus. The record is from RefSeq and is a predicted model, not a curated record. The transcript is spliced from 4 exons. Gene Ontology annotation, biological process: mitotic DNA damage checkpoint signaling; protein phosphorylation. The annotation marks the transcript as partial.
GUCUGUCUCUAACCUGUCUGUCUCUAACUCGUCUGUCUCUAACCUGUCUGUCUCUAACCUGUCUGUCUGUCUCUAACCUGUCUGUCUGUCUCUAACCCGUCUGUCUCUAACCUGUCUGUCUCUAACCUGUCUGUCUCUCAGUCUUUGUCUUCAUCGACCUGAUGUCAGCUGACCAGUCCAGUUUACCCAGAGGCCUUCAGGAGAAAUAUGUUCUGACUCGACGCAUCGGCACAGGAGUGUGUGGAGAAGUUAAACUGGCCUUCGAGAGAUCGUCGUGCAGGAAAUUCGCCGUGAAGAUAAUCAACAAGAAGAACUUUCAGUCUGAAGGGACGGCAACGAGAAACGCACAGACUGAGAUCGAGAUCCUGCAGAGAGUCGACCACCCUUGUCUCAUAAAAACGGAGGACUUCUAUCAGACGGAGGACAGUUUUUACAUCGUGUUGGAGCU